Messenger RNA from Centropristis striata (black sea bass), 1350 nucleotides. Its product is annotated as Ras-related and estrogen-regulated growth inhibitor-like protein. Lineage: Eukaryota; Metazoa; Chordata; Actinopteri; Perciformes; Serranidae. The transcript has 4 exons. The record is from RefSeq and is a predicted model, not a curated record. Gene Ontology annotation, molecular function: GTP binding; GTPase activity. The coding region runs from base 72 to 677 and encodes 201 amino acids.
CUGAGCCGGCAGCAGCAGCCUCCUCCGCCUCACAUGGAGCUCAGCGGCUCCGUACAGCUGUCUCACUGAACAUGGAUGCUAACAUUGUUGUUAUGGGGACAGAAAGCGUCGGGAAAUCAGCGCUGACUGUGCGACUCUUAACGCGGAGAUUCAUCGGAGAGUAUGGAGAUAUUGAGUCCAUCUACAGUCACAGUUUUAUGGUAGAUGGGAGAGAAAUCACGCUCAAUGUCUGGGAUUCCCCGUAUUCUGGGGAUUUGUCUGUGGCGACGUCACUCUUUGAGAAGAAGGUCCAGUGGGCAGACGGUUAUGUUCUUGUCUACAGUAUCUGCGACAGGGCCAGUUUCAACACCGUCAGCAGGCUCAUUCAGGCCAUCAAGUCGACUAAAGACUACCUGAACGCAGACAAAGCGCCCAUAGUGAUUGUGGGUAACAAGAGGGACCUUCACCACAGGCGGACAGUGCUGAGCGAGGAGGGCAGGCUGCUGGCUCUCAACACAGACUGCCACUUCUACGAGGUGUCGGCGGCCGAGAACUACCACAGCGUGCUCAUGGUGUUUCACGGGCUGGUGGACAGGAUGAAGGACGCCAAGCUGACCUUGAAGAGGCCUCUAGGGUUCAGGGGCAUUGUUAAAAGUAUGUCUGCAGUGUUUGCCAGGAGACGGACAGACUCCUUUUAGUCAGACCAUGACUGAGGAGAACCUCUGCAUGACUCUGCAGAACAUACGGUUACACAUUAUGUGUAUUUGACUGGAUGGAUAUCACAGUUUGUCAGUGAAAUAUUACCAUUGUCCUGUGCCAGAGGAACCAGUGAAGUCUCCUGAGGCAGACAGAGAGGGAAGCUGCUUUUCACUGCAAAUGUGAAAAGACUCCGGUGAAGAAAGAAGCAAUGAAGUGUCAGAAAACAUGGAGACACAACAGUCACAGAUGUUUUUUAGUGACAGGUUUUAAGGUUAGCAACACUUUAAGUGAUGAAAUUACAGUCUAAUGUAUUAGAUACAUGUUAGAUAUGUAAUGAAGUAUGCAAUAUGUUUAAGAUGUGGCUACACAUUGGAAGACAUUCUAUGCACAAAUUUAAUAAGCCUUUACUCAAAAUGAGGACCAAAGAUUUAAAAAAAACUCUCAUCAGCUCACAAGUGAAACCUUUGCAUCUCUGGAAAAAGUGACUGAAAAGUGUCCUGCUCAACUGUGUAAUUAAUUCCUGAAAGUAAAACAUACAUUUGUAUUUAUCAAAGUCCAAACACUGUCAAAUAAAGUGUUUUAUAUAUUUAUGCCACGAAUAAUGGGUCAUGUACUUAAAUGUAUUGUUUAUCUUUACCUUGUUUUAUGGCUUAAGGAUUUAAAUAAAAAAUA